This is a messenger RNA of Apodemus sylvaticus (European woodmouse), 3014 nucleotides long. RefSeq names its product serpin family F member 2 (gene Serpinf2). The record is from RefSeq and is a predicted model, not a curated record. Gene Ontology annotation, biological process: negative regulation of endopeptidase activity; negative regulation of fibrinolysis. NCBI's taxonomy places the organism in Eukaryota, Metazoa, Chordata, Mammalia, Rodentia, Muridae. The transcript is spliced from 9 exons. The coding region runs from base 847 to 2328 and encodes 493 amino acids. Gene Ontology annotation, molecular function: serine-type endopeptidase inhibitor activity.
CAUAUGGAGGCCUAUUCUUGGCAGGAAGAAACAUAUAUCCAGAUUGCAGAUAAGGCCCUGCUGAGGGUUCUUGAACACAGUUAUGAAGGUCUGGGGAUAACAGAAGGGCCUUUUAGAAGAACUGGCCCUGAGAUAAGGCCUGGGUAGGGGCUGAGGAUGGGAAGGAAGCCUCUGUCCAAGGCCCUAGGCUGAGGGCCUUCCCCAUCCACCAGCUGGGCUUCCCCGAAGCACCCAGAGGUGGGAUGAGGCUUGUGGUUCCCGUAAGUCCAAAGGUGUCUGGGCCAGUCAUUCAUUGGUCAACAAAGCAAUUUCUGGCUGCCCUGCCACCCCGGAUUAGCUCUCAGAGCCUUUGGGUAGGACCAGGGCAGCCUGAGAGAGGCUAGAUGAAAUGAACAACAGGUUGGGUGGCUUCACCAGGGUGGCCAGCCUUCCCAGAUCUAUCACUGAGGGCCAGUCAUCAGGUUUAGUAUUUACAGAGAUUCUUAUUUUGGUCCUCAAAAUCUACAUGGGAGUAGGAAGGACUUCUGCCACGAAUUACCAAGACAAGGUAAAGCCAAAGGCAUUAAGAGAAAUGCACAAGGUCCUCUUGCAAGACAUGGAGUCUAGAUUUGAACCCAGGAAUGAUCCACAAUAUAAGACCUAAAGAAUGAAGACUAAAUGAGAAACUAUACAGGUGAAAAAAAAUACUUAUGGAAUUCCCACCUCUCAGGGUGAGGUCCUCAGCUCAUAUGUGUUGAGUCCAGGUCUCGCAGCCUGCUGAGGUUAAGGAACCUACAGGUAGCAGUCUACUGCCCUGUCUUUGCGUGUGAGGCAGGCAUUAACCCUUCCUGUUCUGGAUACAGGAACAUGGCGCUGCUCCGGGGGCUCCUGGUACUCAGCUUGUCCUGUCUGCAAGGUCCCUGUUCCAUGUUCUCUCCCGUGAGCGCCAUGGAUCUCCCGGGCCAGCAGCCAGUGAGUGAGCAGGCCCAGCAGAAGCUGCCCCUACCUGCCCUCUUCAAGUUGGACAACCAGGAUCUUGGUGACCAUGCUACCCUCAAGAGGUCCCCAGGAGACUGCAAGAGCACCCCAACUGCAGAGGAGACUCGCAGGCUGGCUCAGGCCAUGAUGGCUUUUACUACUGACCUGUUCUCCUUGGUGGCCCAAACAUCCACCAGCUCCAACCUUGUCCUGUCACCCCUUAGUGUGGCCCUAGCACUCUCUCACCUGGCACUAGGUGCUCAGAACCAAACACUACAGAGCUUGCAACGAGUGUUGCACAUGAACACAGGAUCCUGCCUCCCGCAUCUAUUGAGCCAUUUCUACCAGAACCUCGGCCCUGGGACAAUCCGACUGGCUGCCAGGAUAUACCUGCAGAAAGGAUUUCCCAUCAAAGAUGAUUUCCUGGAGCAAUCGGAAAGGCUCUUUGGUGCAAAGCCUGUGAAACUGACUGGAAGGCAGGAGGAAGACCUGGCGAACAUCAACCAAUGGGUGCAGGAGGCCACAGAGGGGAAGAUUGAGAAUUUCCUCUCUGAGCUGCCAGAUAACACCGUGCUGCUUCUCCUCAAUGCCAUCCACUUCCACGGUUUCUGGAGGACCAAGUUUGACCCGAGCCUCACCCAGAAAGAUUCCUUCCACCUGGAUGAGCGGUUCACAGUGCCAGUGGACAUGAUGCACGCGCUGUCAUAUCCUCUGCGAUGGUUCCUGCUGGAGCAACCUGAGAUACAGGUGGCUCAUUUCCCCUUUAAGAACAACAUGAGCUUUGUGGUCAUGAUGCCCACUUAUUUCGAGUGGAACGUGUCUGAAGUACUAGCCAACCUGACCUGGGACACUCUGUACCAGCCCUCGCUGCGGGAGAAGCCCGUCAAGGUGCGGCUGCCGAAACUCCAUCUGCAACAGCAGCUGGACCUGGUGGCCACCCUCAGCCAGCUGGGCCUGCAGGAAUUGUUCCAGGGCCCGGACCUUCGUGGGAUCUCUGAUGAGCGCCUGGUGGUGUCGAGUGUGCAACAUCAGUCUACCAUGGAACUCAGUGAGGCUGGCGUGGAGGCGGCUGCAGCUACCAGCACAGCCAUGACUCGAAUGUCCCUCUCCUCCUUCACUGUGAACCGACCCUUCAUCUUCUUCAUCAUGGAGGACACCAUAGGCAUGCCCCUCUUCGUGGGCAGCGUGAGGAACCCUAACCCCAGUGCACAGCCCCAGCUCCAGGAACAGCAAGAUUCCCCUGACAACAGGCUCUUAGGCCGCAAUGAUAAAGCUGGCUUCCAUAGAGACAAGACCUUUGGUCCUGACUUGAAACUUGCACCCCUCCUGGAUGAAGAUGAAGAUGUUCCCCAGUUUAGCACCCCCAAGUGAGGAGGGGCCCUGGGAAGCAGCAUCCUGAGUCCCCACCUGGAUCAGCCUCUCAACUCCUGUGACUCUUUCCAGCCAGCUUUGAGGGAUAGAGUGGGACCUGGGGGACAGUCACCAGGGAUAGGAGCUGUUCUCUUGCAACAGCCCCUGGGGAUAGGAGGUGGGGUGGGGCCUGGAGGAAUUCAGGCACAGGGAAUUUUCAUUUCUUUCCAAGGGCUUCAGGGGGUGACCUUUUGUGGGCUGGCACUCAUGGACACAGUUUUGGCUAGAGGUAGGUUAGGCGAGUCCCUAAUUUAGAGUCCCUCCACAUUUGUAAGCAGAGGCUGGGGAGGCCAUCUGUAGACAUAUCCCCAGACACCCUGGGUGGGAAAAGGAGAGACAGGUGUUGGUCUCUUGUGCUUAAACUAGCCUUGGUGUUAUACUCCAUGGGUGGAGGUUGACCUACCCUGUCUCUGGUGUCCCUUGCUAAAGACAUUCAGGCCCCCAACCUGUGCCCUGCCACCCAAGUCACCCCUCUGGUUUUUGGAGAUGCCAACACUGCCAGGAGCCUUCCUCCUUCCUCUCUCUCUUGUCCUCCUCUGCCAGGAAUCUCAGAGGCUGAGGCAGGGAAGGGCCCCUUUAGUUCCCAAGACUCUUUUGUAAGGUUUUUGUAGUGAUUUUUAUGCCACCUGAAUAAAGAAUGAAUGGGC